UAAACGCUAUUUCAACUCGCGUAAAAAAUGGUCCGAGAACUGAGCUGUGUGGCACUCCUUUUAGCAAUUCUUUUCCCGCUUGUUGCUGGCCACGGAUUCAUCAGAGAUCCACCAGCUAGACAAGUGUGUUAUCGAGAAUUCCCUAAAAGAUGUACAGCAGUUCAUUGGACGCCUGAUGAGCUGAACUGUGGCGGAUUCAGUACACAAUGGCAUAAAAAUGGCGGGAAAUGUGGCGUUUGCGGAGAUGCUUACCACCUCAAAAACCCGGCCUUUGUCUACCCGGGACGAUUCGCUAAAGGAGUCAUUACUAAAGUGUACAGACAAGGACAAGAGUUCGACUUAACGUUGACAAUUACAACCAACCACAAAGGAUGGUCUGAGUUCAGAAUCGGUGACAUUGGUACACCACCCAUCACACAGGCCAAGCUGACACACUUGCUACAGCUGUCAAGUGRAGGAACAAGAUGGAUACAUGGAUCCAAGAGUGGGACUUAUACCAUAAAACUACGACUGCCCGCUGGGGUGACAUGUAAACACUGUGUGCUACAGUGGUGGUGGAAGGUUGGUAACAGUUGGGGAUGUGAAGGUGGCAAGUGUGGUCAGGGACUAGGACAACAGGAGACCUUUGUCAAUUGCGCCGACAUAAGUAUUACUACCUCUGGAGGAACACUCCCUACUGAUGGUCCAAUACCCCCUACGCAGGCACCCACUCCACCCCCACCAUUCCCUACAACACAAACACCACCUCGCCCUACGGAUCCACCGACGGCGCCACCUACACAAGCACCUCCGCCACCAGGAGGCAAGUGUAAGGCAAUCGGCGCAUGGGAAGGAAAUCCUGGCAUGGAUGCGUGGUGUAAUUCUAACUGCGCUUUUAACAAUUGCCCCUCAAAUAUAUGCCUUUGCAGUUAAAGAAUAUCUUCUUUGGCGGCAGAUAUGCACUAACUUGUCACGUGAUCAUUUCGCACCACAUUGGGCUGUGUAACCAUUGUAAUCGUAAUUUUUCAUAUAGCAGCUUGAAAACUGAAUUGUAAUCAUUUGUCUAGAGAUGGUUUAAGAGUAAACCGAAAUAUUGCUCAUCAA
Actinia tenebrosa (Australian red waratah sea anemone) is the source of this 1083-nucleotide messenger RNA. RefSeq lists its product as uncharacterized. The record is from RefSeq and is a predicted model, not a curated record. Lineage: Eukaryota; Metazoa; Cnidaria; Anthozoa; Actiniaria; Actiniidae.